AUGAGCUACUACGGCAGCUACUACGGAGGCCGGGGCUAUGGCUACGGAGGCUUUGGUGGCCUGGGCUGUGGCUUUGGAGGCUAUGGAGGAUAUGGCUCUGGAUUUGGAAGCUAUGGAAGAUACGGCUCUGGAUUUGGAGGUUAUGGAGGCUAUGGCUCUGGAUUUGGAGGUUAUGGAGGCUAUGGCUCUGGAUUUGGAGGUUAUGGAGGCUAUGGCUCUGGAUUUGGAGGUUAUGGAGGCUAUGGCUCUGGAUUUGGAGGUUAUGGGGGAUAUGGCUCUGGAUUUGGAGCCUAUUGA
Talpa occidentalis (Iberian mole) is the source of this 297-nucleotide messenger RNA. Its product is annotated as keratin-associated protein 19-2-like. Bases 1 to 297 code for a protein of 98 amino acids. The transcript has a single exon. Lineage: Eukaryota; Metazoa; Chordata; Mammalia; Eulipotyphla; Talpidae. The record is from RefSeq and is a predicted model, not a curated record.